AUGAGUGACUGGGAUCAAUUGUCUCGAUCGUCUGAAGGAACUUGGGAGAAGUUAUCCCAGGUCGCUGUCAAGGGUGCUGAACAUGACUCUGCAGAACGCCUGCCACAUCCGAAAUGUUUGGACGGCACCCGGGUGACCCUUCUCAACUACAUCUGUGAAUUACUGGACGGCGAAGAGAAGAGUCGGAUGAUUUGGCUGCAUGGCACGGCGGGCGUUGGAAAGUCUGCUGUUGCGUUCACCGUAGCUGAAAGGAUGAGAGGUCUGAAAGUGACAGAAGGGACGAGUGUCGAAAAACGACUCGCAGGAACUUUUUUUUUCUCGCGCAAACACACGAAACGCCGCACAUCCGGUCAUUUCUUUGCGACGCUUGCAUACCAGCUUGCAAGUAAUUUCCCCAGUAUCCGGGAGGAAGUGAACAGAGCUAUUAUCGAGAAUCCUGCUCUACUAGACCCCGACAAGUCUCUUCGCGACCAAAUGGAGUCGCUUUUUCUCCGACCUCUCCGGAGGCUUCGCUUCAGACUGCUUGAGUGUCCACCUUUGGCGUUCGUUGUUGAUGCCCUUGACGAAUGCAACCCCGAAACCAUUGCCGUUCUCGUGUCCCUGCUUGGCGAAGCUCUCCGUGAACCUAAUCUUCCCGUGGUCCACAUUUUGCUCACGAGUCGCUCAGAAGCGCAUAUCCGGAAAGCUAUUCAGACAGCAGAGAUGCGCCCGCUGGUGUGCGAGAUACCAGUGAACAUUUCUGGGGAGGGCAUUGCUGCCACCAUCUCAUUAGAUGGCGCAGAUGUCGACAAUGACAUUUACAUUUUCCUGCAGCAUUCCUUCCAAGAGCUGCAAGAUUGCCAUCCCGAUUUCCCACAGCCAUCGAGGGAUGAGCUCGCGAAACUGGCGAGUCGAGCGGGAAGACGUUUCAUCGUGGCGACCACCAUGAUCAACUUCAUCGACGAUCGAGAUAAUGAUCCCCGCGAUCGACUUCAUUUGAUGCUCGAGCUGACGAAUGAUCUGCUGCCAGGAACGGAGGUGCAUAGGUUAUACGACCACAUCCUCUCCACGUGCGCUGACCCCCAGCGGGCACAUUUGUAUUUGUCCGUUGUGGCUGCACUUGCGGACCCUCUACCAAUCUCACAAAUAUCGAAGCUUCUUGGCCCCGGGAUGGGCAACGAUGUCGAGACAGUGCUGUUUCAGCUGCGGUCUGUGAUAGAUAUACCAACCGAUGGGGAUCUUCCCGUGAAUAUCUAUCACUCGUCAAUCCCUCAAACUGCAGCUUCACUCAAGUACAAUCCAUUACCUCACCUCACUCUUUACUCGCUUAUUCCUCUCUCCGCCUCAUGA
This is a messenger RNA of Suillus clintonianus, 1329 nucleotides long. RefSeq lists its product as uncharacterized. The coding region runs from base 1 to 1329 and encodes 442 amino acids. The record is from RefSeq and is a predicted model, not a curated record. NCBI's taxonomy places the organism in Eukaryota, Fungi, Basidiomycota, Agaricomycetes, Boletales, Suillaceae. The transcript has 3 exons.